Ostertagia ostertagi is the source of this 2820-nucleotide messenger RNA. Lineage: Eukaryota; Metazoa; Nematoda; Chromadorea; Rhabditida; Trichostrongylidae. The record is from the annotation of a GenBank genome assembly.
AUGUUCUCAUUCAGCCGAGUAAUCGAAGGGCGUACCCGAUUCAGUUGGACGUAUUCUUAUCGUGAGGUGAAACAGAACUAUGCUAUAAAUGCCAUCAUAUUUCAGAUGCUCCUACACCAAAUAGCAUCAUGUAGCCGAAUAUCGUUACGGUUCUGUCAGACGUAUGUUGGUAGAGGAAAGCCGACGCUGGGAAUUCGGAGAGAGACGAUUAAUGCUUGGGAAAGAAGAGCUCCUCUAGCACCGACACAUGUGAAAAGGCUUACUAGAGCUGGUGUGAAUGUUCUCAUUCAGCCGAGUAAUCGAAGGGCGUACCCGAUUCAGGACUACAUUUCCGCCGGCGCCAUCGUUCGAGAAGAUUUGUCUGAUGCUCAACUAAUUAUUUCUGUCAAACAGGUCCCUAUUGAUCAGCUGAUAGCUAACAAGACGUAUGCAUUCUUCUCACACACUAUUAAAGCUCAGCAAGACAAUAUGGAAAUGCUUGACACUAUUCUGCAAAGGAAAAUUCGACUAAUAGAUUACGAGAAAAUUGUGAACAAAAAGGGCAAACGGCUUGUUAUGUUCGGCAAAUGGGCUGGAAACGCUGGCUUCAUUGACAUUCUACAUGGUCUGGGAUUAAGGUUACUAGCCCUCGGUCAUCACACGCCAUUCCUGCACGUUGGUCUUGCUCACAACUACAGUGACUCUCACUCGGCCAUCAAUGCCCUUCGCGAUAUCGGCUAUGAAAUUGCACUCGACAAAAUGCCAAGAUCCCUCGGUCCCUUGGUUUUUGUGUUCACCGGCUCAGGUAAUGUAUCUCAAGGGGCUCAGGAGCUUUUCCAGCACCUUCCUCAUGAAUUUGUUGAUGUUGCGACGCUACCAAAAGUUGCUCAAAAAGGACAGCUGAAUAAGGUUUACGGGUGCGUUGUCACUCGCGCUGACCACAUGGUGUCCAAGAAUGGAACGCCAUUCGAUAAGGCCGAAUUCGAGGAACAUCCAGAACGCUACAUUUCCAAGUUUGCAACUGAGAUAGCUCCGUACGCUACCGUUAUUAUCAAUGGAGUCUACUGGGAUGCUCGAACUCCACGACUGAUCACCAUUCCCGAUGCAAAGCACCUGCUCACUCCCGUGCAUAGGUAUGACAUGCCCGGAUGCCCGACGCUACCUCAUAGACUUGUCGCUAUUUGCGAUAUUUCCGCCGAUCCAGGAGUUUUGACUCACCUUCCGGUUGCCUGGUCUGCAGUAUUGACAACAUGCCGGCACAGAUGCCAUUGGAAGCUACAUCUCCAGUUUGGUGACCUGCUCUAUCCUUACAUUUUCGAUAUGCUGAACUGUGCUACCGACCAACCGUUUGACCGUUUGAGUUGCCGCGAAGAGGUGAAAGGUGCGAUAAUUACGACCGACGGCAAGCUUGCUCCCAACUAUGAGUACAUUGCAGAUCUUCGCCAAGCGAAGAACAUUGCAUCUUCACAUAAAUCGCGUGUUAUGGGAAGCGAUGAGAAAAAGGUGCUUCUUCUCGGUGCUGGAAUGGUCAGCGGUCCUUUUGCUGAUUUCUAUUCUAAGCAGCCGAAGGUUCAUGUAACAGUGGCCACUGAAUCACGUGAAGACGGUCAUCGGCUGAUGAAGGGUGAUAACAUAACGUCACUUGUUGUUGACGUCAACAGAGAGCAUGAUGUGUUGGAUCAACUUGUGCGUGAGCAUGACCAAGUCGUCUCUUUACUGCCAUAUGUUUUCCAUCCAAUGGUGGCCAAACUGUGCAUUAAAAAUAAGACAAACAUGGUUACCAGCAGUUACGUUACGCCAGAACUUCAAGCACUAGAUCAAGCAGCGAAAGAUGCCGGUGUGACAAUCAUGAACGAAUCUGGCUUGGAUCCUGGAAUUGAUCAUAUGCUUGCUAUGGAGUGUUUCGAUGAAAUUAGAGAGCAUGGAGGAAAAAUAACUUCUUUCGUUUCCUUCUGCGGCGGUUUGCCUGCACCAGAAUCUUCCGAUAAUCCUCUUCGUUACAAAUUCAGUUGGAGUCCGAAAGGUGUUCUGACGGCCCUUCUAAACCCCGCUAAAUAUCUUCAAAACGGAAAGGUCGUGGAGAUUCCCAGCGGAAAAGUCAUAGAUCAUCUAUAUCCAAUCGACUUCAUGCCUGGGUUUAAUUUAAUUGGGUACGGUAAUCGAGACUCCACGAAAUAUGCUGAUAUAUAUGGGCUCGGCCCAGAAUGCAGAACGCUCAUCCGAGGAACUCUCCGUUAUAAGGGUUUCGUAGAGACAGUGAAGGCUUUAGACUCGAUUGGCUUGCUCAAUACUGAGCCACAGGAUAUUUUCAAUCCAGUGAUGGGUCCUGAUUUGACAUGGAAACAACUUAUGGCAUCUCUCCUCAACCAGAAAAUUGAUAUUUUCCCUGACUCUUUGCGUAAUAUAGCUGCUGAACGUGUUGGAGGUUCCAACACGAUUGGCAUGAAAGCUCUACAGGAACUGGAUUUAUUCAGCGAUAUAGUCGCUGAUAGACAUGGCAACGCACUCGACACUCUGGCGCCAUAUCUUGCUAAGAUCCUCUCAUUCCAAAAGGGCGAACGUGAUCUCGUUAUUCUCAAUCAUGACAUAGGAGUUCGACUUCAGAGUGGAAACUUGGAGCGACACAGAGUUAGUAUGGUAGCCUACGGAGAUCCGAAUGGCUUCUCAGCAAUGGCCCGAACCGUUGGAUAUACAUGCGCUAUCGUAUCCAACAUGGUAUUACAGGGAGAGAUUCAACGGCCUGGAAUGUUACGGCCGGUAAGCAAAGAAAUCUACCGUCCAGCCCUGAUGCGACUGGCUGACUACGGUAUCAAAGCAACAACAACAGUCACUCCGCUGUAA